UAUAGCGGCGUUUGUUUACUGUAAGUGAGUAAAUUGGUCGAUAGCAACCGAAUAGGAAUAAUUUCACCCAUUUAUGUAAAAAGAAGUUAUUACACACUAAAGCCUCCAAAAUGAGUAUGUCAACAACUUUAAGGUUCGAACUGAACACGGGUAACAAUAUGAAGGAUGCGUUUCUAAAACAACAAGAAAGGAUUCAGAAAGAUGAAAUGAUGGCAGAAAGAGAAAACAUUGUAAGAUUAGAGAAAAACACCAACUUGCGAGCAGAGUGGAAUGAGAAUUUAGAAAAAGUUUCCUGGAAUAAAAGAAUCCAAAAUGAAAACAAAAAAAUUCAAGAUGAAGUCAGACUUGCUGCAAAGGCAGCUAUUGCGGUUCGAAGGAAAGCCCUGCAGCAACUUAUCCAAAAAGAGAUUGACAUGUAUGAGCAGGAACUUAGCUUACUGGGUAAAACUUUCUUCAAACAAAGGAUAUGAAUCUCUACAAGUCUGUUAUCUAGGACUAUCACUCUGGCUGUGAAACUUUACUUGUUUGUAAAUGAGAACUGAUGGAAUUCUUUGUGAAAAUGAUUUGUCUCAAAGUGGGGUAUAUCAAAACAUUUUCCAGCAUUAUUAUAUAUUUUUUUCCCUGUUGAUAUGUGCCUGUUUUUUAAAUUUAAAAAAAAUUGCCUGUAUUAGUUGCAGGUAUAAUAUUAUACUGCUGAUAAUGUAUUUUUUAUGUAAUUUACUCUUCCUUAAGAUUAUAUGUUGUGUGCCUUAAAAUUAUUUACUUUUCAUCUGGAUUAUCAUAUUUAAUGCAUAGAUUGAAUUUUUUAAUCUAUUUCAUAUUGCCAUAUAAUAUUGUUUAAGUCACUGUAUGUUUCUUUUUAACCCAAAUCUUCAUUAGAUGUACUUUAAAAAAAAAUGUAAAAAAAAGGUUAAAAUUUAUUUAUAAAAUAUUAAUGAUUGAAUAUACACAUUGUGCUGAGACUCGGGUGGUCUUCAAUGAUUACAGAACUUUAAGUGUCAAACUGUUAUGUUGACUCUUGAAAUAAAAAUGUUUCAUUUAUGUUACAACAA
Molecule: messenger RNA, 1052 nt
Organism: Magallana angulata
Lineage: Eukaryota; Metazoa; Mollusca; Bivalvia; Ostreida; Ostreidae
Exons: 4
Coding region: 111-470 (119 amino acids)
Source: RefSeq, a predicted model, not a curated record